CUUGAAAGUUUUGCCAAGAUGGAUUCUGUUUUUGAAAGGCGAUUACAUGGAAAGCUUGCUGAAACCCACCUUGAUGGGGGAGGGCAGUUUACUGGAGUCUCUCCUGAUAUUCAGAAUGAUUUGAUUGAUUGUCUUGAUAAGAUAAUAGAGGAUGAGAUUUUAAAGGAAAUAUAUUGCUGCACUUUCUUAAGUAUACAGGUUGAUGAGGCAACUGAUGUUUCUACCAAAGAACAAUUGAGUGUAAUUGUUCGAAUGGACAAAGGGGAAAGUGUCAUUGAAAGACAGCUUGGGUUUGUUGAUGUUAGUUGUGAUAGGACUGCAACUGCUAUAUCAUCAGUGGUUAAGGAGAAUUCUUGAGCAGUCAUCCAUACUUUAUUCUAUCUUGCAAGAC
Molecule: messenger RNA, 391 nt
Organism: Xenia sp. Carnegie-2017
Lineage: Eukaryota; Metazoa; Cnidaria; Anthozoa; Malacalcyonacea; Xeniidae
Exons: 2
Coding region: 19-357 (112 amino acids)
Source: RefSeq, a predicted model, not a curated record